CUCAGCCCAGCCCAGCCAAGCCCGGCUCGGCCAAGCCCAGCCGGGCCGCGGUGGCCGCCAUGCCGCGGUACUGCGCUGCCACCCGCUGCAAGAACCGCGGCGGCCGCAGCGCCAAGGACCAGCGCAAGCUCAGCUUCUACCCGUGAGUGGCCGCGGAGCGGGGCAGGGUCUGGGCGAGCGGUGGCCCUGCGGGUAGUAGUGAGCCCCUCCGCGGAAUGGCCGAAAGACUCAGCGCCACGGGUGCACCACCUUGCUGGUGGCCGCCUUGGAACCCCGCCUGCUCCCGGGAGGUUGCAGGGAAACGAAAGAUUCCCACUCCAUGAUAAAGAGAGGCUUGAGAAGUGGUUGCAGAACAUGAAGCGAAGCUCAUGGACUCCAAGCAAGCACCAGCUGCUCUGCAGUGAUCAUUUCACCCCCGAUUCCCUGGACGUGCGCUGGGGGAUCCGCUACCUGAAAAACACCGCUGUGCCAACUAUUUUCUCUUCCCCAGAUGAUGAGGAAAAAGAUUCUUCACAGAACAGUUCACAGCAGGUACAGAAAAAAGAUCAGGAAGAAACACAUGUUGUGUCAGAGAAAGUGUCUCUACCACUUGAAGCUUGUACACCAAAGAAAAGUUCUGUAAUUGCACAUAAUGUAGAGGAAAAGGCAGAAGUGGUUUGCUCAGGUGCACUGAGUGAACCUUUACAAAUUCAAAACCUGCAGCUUCCACAUGAAGGUGGCUUUCAGGCAGACAGUGUCACUCUUGAUGGUUCAUCUGGGCAGCACGUACAUCAGCAUAAUCCUGUUCUAAUGACAGCAGCAGUCCAGAGCAUGGAGGCUACCCAUGUUCAUACUCCUGUAGAGGAUUCAGGAGGUUGUACAGCUACAGUCCUGCAAUUUACAGACCCUGACUAUCUGAAUUCAUCUCUGAAACUGAACAGUGCUUUAGGGUCGGUUACUGGCUAUGCAGUUGAAAAUUCUGUCCCUCACGUGGUCUGUCCUGGUGAAGUGCAGACGAGUGAAGAUGCAGUUUUACUGAGUACAGUCACACAAACUAUUGAACAGUUCAGUGGAAGUGAAGAGUCUGUCAUUGCUAUUAUUAUGCCAGCUAAGAGUCCAGAAGAGCCUGAAAGAGUAAAUACUUCUUUUCUGCCUGUUAAGGAAGAGUUUAUUGACACAGAGGAGACAGAAGUGAUUGAAUAUGAUGGAAAUGAAAUACUGCAGACUGAGCAUUCAUACUGCAGACAAGACAUAGACAGAGAUCACCUUUGGCAAAAAAUUUCAAAACUCCACUCUAAGAUAACUUUACUUGAAAUGCAAGAGGUAAAAACUUUGGGGAGACUCAGGUCCUUGGAAGCUCUUAUUAGACAAUUGAAGCAAGAAAACCUGCUUUCUGAAGAAAAGGUUAAGUUGGUAGAAAACUACUUUACAACACUUGAAGUGACUAUGAUACAGUAAAGGCUUUCAGCUGAUGGUUGUCAAAUAUCUUUUUAACCUCUUUGACUGUACUUUUGGACAAAUUAACUUUUUUUCCAGUUGUGGUGUUUUAAACAUCUAAUGAAAAUCAUGUGAAUAGCAUUCUUUAAAAUGUAACAUCAAACAAAGUUAAGUGGUAGAAUGUUGUCUGUAAAACAUGACUGGCCAGUAAAAUUUUAAAAAACCCUGAACUGGGUGAAGUUUUCUUAAAUGUGUGAAUCAAGUCAGUAAAAGAUAAUUUAACCCUUUCUUAGCUGCAGGCUUCUCUGAAACAUGCAAUGCCUGCAUUGGGGACAGCAGUAGAAUGCACAGAAUAAGCAUAUGGGAUGAACAAUUAUAAAUGUACAUGUAUGCAUUGUCCAGUGAGGUCAAAAUUGCUCUUUAGUUUUCUGUUCAUCUAACAUUUGUUCUGCUAGUUUUUUGUACGCUUUGAUCUUAUUAAAAUUGUUUCUGCAUGAA
This is a messenger RNA of Motacilla alba alba, 1914 nucleotides long. RefSeq names its product THAP domain containing 5 (gene THAP5). Bases 355 to 1437 code for a protein of 360 amino acids. The record is from RefSeq and is a predicted model, not a curated record. The transcript is spliced from 3 exons. Gene Ontology annotation, cellular component: nucleus. NCBI's taxonomy places the organism in Eukaryota, Metazoa, Chordata, Aves, Passeriformes, Motacillidae.